AUGAGACUCCUCCUCCCUCUUUUCCUCUUCGCGGCAUAUGCCCAGGCCCAGCUCAUCUUGGGAGCCCUCGCCCUGAUCGAGCUCACCAUAGAAGUCCUCGAGGCAGCAGAGGUCGUCGCCACCAUAGAUGUCUCCGUCGACCUCGCCGUCACCGGCGCCGAAGCGGCUGAGACUGCCGCUGUCGAGGCUACCGUCACCAACGUAGGCACGACCGUGACCCGCGCCGGCGAGGCAGGCAUCGAGCUCGAGGGCGAUGCCGCCAUGACCGGCUUCGGCCGCGUCUCCCGGGAGGGUCCCGGAUUCACCCAGGGAACUUUCACCUACCGCCAGCAGUACCCUCUCGGCGUCGGACCGGGUCGCCGCUCGACUGCCAACCCAGAGAUCAGCCUGUCAUGGGGUGCCCGGACCAACGGUGUUCGCAGCGGAAACACCAACAGCAUCCAGUUCACCAACCCCACCAUCUCCAAUGUACGGGCGCUCAACCCUGGUGGAAAGGGCACUAGCAUCCGUGUCCGAUCCUCCAACACUAGACUUCUCGCCCCGAAAUAG
This is a messenger RNA of Colletotrichum paranaense, 549 nucleotides long. RefSeq lists its product as uncharacterized. The record is from RefSeq and is a predicted model, not a curated record. Bases 1 to 549 code for a protein of 182 amino acids. The transcript has a single exon. Lineage: Eukaryota; Fungi; Ascomycota; Sordariomycetes; Glomerellales; Glomerellaceae.